Geosmithia morbida is the source of this 765-nucleotide messenger RNA. Its product is annotated as Dienelactone hydrolase. Gene Ontology annotation, molecular function: hydrolase activity. The coding region runs from base 1 to 765 and encodes 254 amino acids. The record is from RefSeq and is a predicted model, not a curated record. Lineage: Eukaryota; Fungi; Ascomycota; Sordariomycetes; Hypocreales; Bionectriaceae. The transcript is spliced from 3 exons.
AUGGCUUCUAACCCUCCUGGACCCUGCUGCGUUCGCGGCAACCUUUUUGGCGGCGAACCCAAGGGAAAGCUGACCAAGCUGGCCGACGAUAAGACGGAUGCCUACAUUGCCACUGCCUCCGGCCCCAACGCCGAGUCGAGGAAGAACACGGCCAUCCUCAUCGUGACGGACAUCUUUGGCAUCUGGCCGAACAGCAAGCUGAUCGCCGACGAGUUCGCGGUCGAGGGAUACACGACUCUCGUGCCGGACCUGUUCAACGGUGACCAGGCCAGCCUCAACCCCCCCGCCGGCUUCGACAUCUUCAAGUGGCUCGCCGAGGGUACCGGUGGCAAGAACCCUCACACCAAGGAGAUCGUCGACGGCAUCGUGGCUGAGGCCAUCAAGACUCUCAAGGGCCAGGGAUUCACCAAGAUUGGUGCUGUCGGAUACUGCUUCGGAGCCAAGUACGUCGUCCGCCAGGCCAAGCUGGGCAUCGACGUCGCCUACGUUGCUCACCCGUCGUUUGUCGACGAGGAAGAGCUGGCUUCCCUGAAGAUUCCGUUCGCCAUCGCCGCCGCCGAGACCGACACCAUCUUCCCUAACGAGAAGCGCUACCAGUCCGAGGAGAUCCUCAAGAAGACCGGGGUGCCUUACCAGAUCAACCUCUACCAGGGCGUCGAGCACGGCUUCGCUGUCCGCGGUGACCUGUCCAAGAAGGUGGUCAAGUAUGCCAAGAAGUCGGCUUUCAACCAGGCUAUCGAGUGGUUCGAGGAGUUUCUUGUCUAG